AUGCACAGAACUUACUCGUUAAGAAACUCUAGGGCUCCUACCGCCUCUCAAUUGCAGAAUCCACCUCCUCCUCCAUCUACCACCAAGGGUAGGUUUUUCGGGAAAGGUGGUCUUGCUUACAGUUUCAGAAGAAGCGCCGCUGGUGCUUUUGGGCCAGAAUUAUCAAGAAAGUUGUCUCAAUUGGUGAAGAUUGAGAAGAAUGUUCUGAGAUCCAUGGAGUUGACCGCCAACGAAAGACGUGACGCCGCCAAGCAAUUGUCUAUCUGGGGGUUGGAAAACGAUGACGAUGUUUCCGACAUUACCGACAAGCUGGGUGUUUUGAUUUACGAGGUCAGUGAAUUAGACGACCAGUUUAUCGACCGGUACGACCAAUACAGACUAACCUUGAAGUCCGUUAGGGACAUCGAAGGCUCCGUACAGCCAUCCAGAGACCGUAAGGACAAGAUCACCGACAAGAUCGCCUACUUGAAGUACAAGGAUCCUCAAUCUCCCAAGAUUGAAGUUCUGGAACAAGAACUAGUGCGUGCUGAAGCGGAAUCUUUGGUCGCUGAAGCUCAAUUGUCAAACAUCACGAGGUCCAAAUUGAGAGCCGCUUUCAACUACCAAUUUGACUCCAUCAUCGAACACUCAGAGAAAAUUGCUUUAAUCGCUGGUUACGGUAAAGCUCUACUGGAACUAUUGGACGAUUCUCCCGUCACUCCGGGUGAAACCAGACCUGCCUACGACGGCUACGAAGCCUCCAAGCAAAUCAUCAUCGAUGCUGAAAGCGCAUUGAAUGAAUGGACCCUAGACUCCGCCCAAGUAAAGCCUACUCUAAGUUUCAAGCAGGAUUAUGAAGACUUUGAGCCUGAAGAGGAAGAGGAGGACGAAGAGGGUCAAGGCAGGUGGUCCGAAGACGAACAAGAAGACGGGCAAAUCGAAGAGCCUGAACAAGAGGAAGAUGUAGUUGAAGAGCACGAACAAGCUGGUCAACUACAUAACGAAUCUCUUCCCGCACAGACCACUGUUUGA
Messenger RNA from Saccharomyces kudriavzevii IFO 1802, 1011 nucleotides. RefSeq names its product lipid-binding protein PIL1 (gene PIL1). Gene Ontology annotation, molecular function: lipid binding. The record is from RefSeq and is a predicted model, not a curated record. Lineage: Eukaryota; Fungi; Ascomycota; Saccharomycetes; Saccharomycetales; Saccharomycetaceae. The coding region runs from base 1 to 1011 and encodes 336 amino acids. Gene Ontology annotation, cellular component: eisosome filament; plasma membrane. Gene Ontology annotation, biological process: endocytosis; negative regulation of protein kinase activity; eisosome assembly. The transcript has a single exon.